Messenger RNA from Acanthochromis polyacanthus (spiny chromis), 896 nucleotides. RefSeq names its product general transcription factor II-I repeat domain-containing protein 2B-like. Bases 121 to 618 code for a protein of 165 amino acids. NCBI's taxonomy places the organism in Eukaryota, Metazoa, Chordata, Actinopteri, Pomacentridae. The transcript is spliced from 3 exons. Gene Ontology annotation, molecular function: protein dimerization activity. The record is from RefSeq and is a predicted model, not a curated record.
CCCACCCUACAAGAACAAAAGCCUGAUGUUACAACUGAAUAUGCUGGUGAGUGUGCAAAACUCAUCCAGGCAUUUGAUGAGAGGUUUCAUGAUGUGAAAAAUAUACAAAAGGAACUCGACAUGUUUGAGACGCCAUUUAAUGUGCAACCAUCUGAUGUGCCAGACAACCUCCAAAUGGAAAUAAUUGAGCUGCAAAACAACAAUGAGCUCAAAGCCAAGUACAACAACCUCUCUCUGCUGGACUUUUACAAACUGUAUGUCCGUGCUGAAGAUUUUCCCAUCCUGAGGAGACACUCCCUGAAGUUUGCAUCUCUGUUUGGGACAACGUACCGCUGUGAACAGUUCUUUUCAAAACUGACUCUUGUAAAGACUCGCCUCCGCUCAAGACUGACUGACUCAAACUUGGAAAACCAGCUUCGAGUAGCAUCAUCUCAUCACUGCCAGCUGACAUCAGACGCCUCGCUAAAGAAAAAGAGUUCCAGCCAUCGCAUUAGGAUGAAGAGGAUGAAACUGUGUCUGCUGCCUUUACAGAGGGGGAUCCAGAAAGGCAUACAGAGAGCAUGGCUGGACAGCAGCAGGAUGGUUCCUCAGCUUCCACUGCACAGACUGACACAGUGAGAUGGAUGUUCAGGAAACACCAGAGGUUCAUUCUGUGGAAUUCAUGUGCAACUGUAUAAUUUAAUGUCCUCUAUGUAUUCCCAGUUAUCAGUAAAACAGAUUUACAAACUGCAUUUGCUGAGAAAAAUCCAAAAACAGAUUAGGAGGGCAGAUCUGGAAAUUGAAAUCCUGGAGCACAAGUUAGAGGUGGUGAUGGUCACAGGUGAAUUAUGUUAACUAUUGGAACAUGAACUGAACUAUCUGUUUUAUUUGUAGGAAAUAAAGAAGAGCAAAUGAAA